This is a messenger RNA of Hibiscus syriacus, 2328 nucleotides long. RefSeq lists its product as uncharacterized. The transcript has a single exon. The record is from RefSeq and is a predicted model, not a curated record. The coding region runs from base 81 to 2171 and encodes 696 amino acids. NCBI's taxonomy places the organism in Eukaryota, Viridiplantae, Streptophyta, Magnoliopsida, Malvales, Malvaceae.
CUUUCCAUAUCUAACUUUCAUCGCCGUUAAUCUCACCAGAUAUUCUGCUAAACAGAAGUUUUAUUUGUUUUCUUCUUCUAAUGGAUCCCAUCGAGUCUGAGAGCAGGAAUCAGGGACAGAUGGAGAUUCAAUAUAUUGGCCACGAACAUCCUUUGGUUUUCAUCCAAGAUCGGAUUGUUUCCAGUAGAGAAGAAGAUUGCUUUGUGUGUGGGAAAGCUCUAGAGGGGUGGAGCUACAGCUGCAAAGAAUGUAAGUUUUAUCUUCAUAAGGGAUGCGCCCAGUUAGAUUUAAUACCCCCGCUCAACUAUCCUUUCCACCCCCAACACCCUCUCACCCUUUUACCGAAAUCAACAUACAGAUGUAAUUUGUGUGGUUGGUUAUGUCGGGAUUAUGCUUAUCAUUGUGCUACUUGUGAAUUCGAUCUGCACAUCAAGUGUGCUUUGCUUCUUUCAUCCACGUCUGCAAAUUUUCCUGUUUCUUUCCACCCUCAUCCAUUGUUCUUCAUUCCAAACCAUGACGAUGAAGUCAGAUAUGAUUGUUCCGGCUGUAGGAAACCAUUAUCUGGUCCAAUUUACCACUGCCUCGAUUGUUCCUAUCCGUCGCACUUUAACCUCCAUAAGGAAUGUGGUGAACUACCCCUUGAGAUUAAUCACUCAUUAGACCGUAAGCACCCUCUUACUCUCUUGCCAAAAUCACCUACUCAUCCUGACAGCUGUAGUUGCAAUUUGUGCGAAAUCCCAUGGAACAGGUUUGUUUAUUCUUGCUCCCUUUGCAACUUUGAUCUUUCAAUUGAUGAUGUUUUACAACCACCAACUAUCAUCACUCAUCCAAGUCACGAACACCCAUGGACACUUAUGUUAAGGAAAAUGUCAUUUAUUUGUGACUUUUGUGGCACUGCUGGAGAUCACUCCCCCUAUCUUUGUACCAUAUGUAAGUUUGUUGUUCACAAGAAGUGCAUUUCAUUCCCACGCAAGAUCAUGCUAACUCGACACCGUCAUGUGAUUUCUCAUUCAUAUUCUCUUCGACAAAAUCAAGUUAAAGAUUGGACGUGCAGAAUUUGUUACGAGGAGGUUGAUACGAGCUAUGGCAGUUACUGUUGUUUUGCUUCUAAUUGUCAUUAUAUUGCUCAUGUAAAUUGUGCAACUGAUCCUGAUAUUUGGGAUGGAACAACUACCCCGGAAGACUAUGACGAGAGCUCCAUGGAAGAACUGCAUGAAUCUUCAAACUUGAUUACUGAUGUUGUUGAACAAAUAAGUAUUGGAGAGCAAAUGGUAUCAAGUGAGAUUAAACAUGCUUACCAUGAUCACAGUUUAACACUGACUUUUGGAGGCGAGAUCCACUAUGACAGUCAAUGUGAAGCGUGCAUGAGGUCUAUCUCAGUUCCUUUUUAUAGUUGUGAUCGAUGCAAGUUUUUUCUUCAUAAAGAUUGUGCGGAAUUGCCUAGAACAAUGCGACAUCCAUUCCACAAGCAUGUGCUUACGAUUACAAACUCAUGUAACUUGUUUGAUUUUUUCUAUUGCCAUGCUUGUAGUCAUGCAUGUAAUGGAUUUCGCUACCAAUGCUACAAUAAGGAUUGCCAAUACAGGAAAAUCAAAUUUGACGUUCGAUGUAUGGUAUUAUCGGACACCUUGAAGCAUCCAAGUCAUGAGCAUUCACUCUUUCUUGUCCAUAAGUUUGCAGGGAGUUGUAGUGGUUGUCUCAGUGAAGUACACUUAAGGAACAAAAUUGCAUAUAGAUGCAUGAAGCGUUGUGAUUUCAUUUUAGACGUAUAUUGUGCGACAUGGCCCCUUAGUGCUUGGUACAAGUAUGACAAGCAUGCCCUCACUCUGACUUAUUAUGAUGAUUCUGAUCCUUCUCAACUUUAUUGUGAUCUCUGUGAGAAUGAAAGAAGACCAAAUGACUGGUUUUACUAUUGUGCUGAUUGUGAUAAUUCUCUUCAUUCCAACUGUGCUGUUGGAGGUGUCCCAUAUAUGAAGAUUGGAAACAAACUUCAUACUGAUUUUCAUCUGCAUCGACAUCCACUCACUGCUGUGAAAAACAUCUGGAAUUGCCCUUCCUGUAAGGUGUGUGGUGAGCAUUGUAAUGGGCAAGCCCUCCAAUGUAAAGAACCUGAUUGCAAUUUUACUGUCCACUGGCACGAGAAAUGCCUUACUUCCCGGCUACUUGAAUGAUAUUCUGCUCAAGCUUAUGAAACAGAGGUGACAACGUGUGUAUCAGAUUGGACAAUAAUGUCUCAUGGCCUUUGUCUUUCAUGUCUGAUUUUUCAUUAUGUUCAAGGACUUGUCGUUGUUUAGCUCCAACAUGAUUUGUAACAAGACAUGUAUUUCA